Messenger RNA from Eurypyga helias (sunbittern), 1459 nucleotides. RefSeq names its product polo-like kinase 1 (gene PLK1). Gene Ontology annotation, biological process: regulation of cytokinesis; mitotic cell cycle; protein phosphorylation. Gene Ontology annotation, molecular function: protein binding; ATP binding; protein serine/threonine kinase activity. Gene Ontology annotation, cellular component: nucleus; cytoplasm; spindle pole. The record is from RefSeq and is a predicted model, not a curated record. Lineage: Eukaryota; Metazoa; Chordata; Aves; Eurypygiformes; Eurypygidae. The transcript has 9 exons. The annotation marks the transcript as partial.
AGCGGCGGAAGGCGCUGAGCGAACCCGAGGUGCGGUACUACCUGCGCCAAAUCAUCCUGGGCUGCCAGUACCUGCACAGCCACCGCGUCAUCCACCGCGACCUCAAGCUGGGCAACCUCUUCCUCAGCGACGACAUGGAGGUGAAGAUCGGUGACUUUGGCCUGGCCACCAAAGUGGAGUUCGACGGUGAGCGCAAGAAGACCUUGUGUGGGACCCCCAACUACAUCGCCCCGGAGGUGCUGGACAAGAAGGGGCACAGCUUUGAGGUGGACAUCUGGUCUAUCGGCUGCAUCAUGUACACUCUGCUGGUGGGGAAACCGCCCUUUGAAAGUUCUUGUCUCAAAGAAACGUACAUCCGGAUCAAGAAGAACGAGUAUACCAUUCCCAAGCACAUCAGCCCCGUAGCUGCUAACCUCAUCCAGAAGAUGCUGAGAUCUGACCCUGCCACGCGCCCGACUAUCGACGAGUUGCUGAAUGACGAGUUCUUCACGUCGGGGUACAUCCCCGGCCACUUGCCCACCAGCUGUCUCACCAUUGCUCCUAGAUUUUCCAUUGCUCCCAGUGCACUCGAGCUGAGCGGGCGGAAGCCGCUGACUGCACUCAACAAAGGGCCAGACAGCCAUGCGCUGGACCACUUGCCUGAUAAAGAAGAUGUAGCUGUGGUGCCGGAGCCGGAAGCUGCCGCUGACAUUGACACUCUCUUAGCCGACAUGUUACAGCAGCUGACUGCAGUCAACUCAGCCAAGCCCUCUGAGAGGGUGGCAGUGAGGCAAGAAGAAGCUGAAGAUCCAGCCUGCAUUCCCAUCUUCUGGGUUAGCAAAUGGGUGGACUACUCGGAUAAAUACGGCCUAGGUUACCAGCUGUGCGACAACAGUGUUGGGGUUCUCUUCAACGACACCACUCGGCUCAUCUUGUACAACGACAAUGACAGCUUGCAGUACAUCGAGCAAAACGGCACAGAGUCCUUCUUCACCGUGAGAUCCUACCCCUCUGCCUUGAGCAAGAAGAUAACACUAUUGAAAUACUUCCGGAACUACAUGAGCGAGCACUUGCUGAAGGCGGGUGCUAACAUCACACCACGGGAAGGAGAUGAGCUGGCCCGUCUACCCUACCUCUACACGUGGUUCCGGACCCGCAAUGCCAUCAUCCUGCACCUCAGCAACGGCACUGUGCAAAUCAACUUCUUCCAGGACCACACUAAGGUCAUCUUGUGCCCGCUCAUGGCUGCUGUCUCCUACAUCGAUGAGAAACGGGACUUCCACACGUACAAGCUGAGCCUCAUCGAGGAACACGGCUGCAGCAAGGAGCUGGCCAGCCGGCUCCGCUACGCUCGCACCAUGGUGGAGAAGCUCCUCGGUUUGAAGUCCGGCUUGGCCUGUGCGAAACCCUCUGCUUAGACCUCGUUCUCGACGGCUGCGCCAGGCUUGCCAGCUGUGGGCGGGCAGGCCCGCAGCAUCCC